Boleophthalmus pectinirostris (great blue-spotted mudskipper) is the source of this 2346-nucleotide messenger RNA. RefSeq names its product leucine rich repeat and fibronectin type III domain containing 2b (gene lrfn2b). The transcript has 2 exons. Bases 10 to 2346 code for a protein of 778 amino acids. Lineage: Eukaryota; Metazoa; Chordata; Actinopteri; Gobiiformes; Gobiidae. Gene Ontology annotation, molecular function: protein binding. The record is from RefSeq and is a predicted model, not a curated record. Gene Ontology annotation, cellular component: cell surface; postsynaptic density membrane.
GACUGGGCCAUGGAGCGCCUCCUGUGGUGCCUGCUGCUGCUUGGAGCUACAGUGAUGACCACAGAAGCCUGCCCCAAGUACUGCUCGUGCCAGAACCUGUCUGAGUCCCUGGGGACGCUAUGCCCAUCCAAAGGACUCCUGUUUGUGCCUCCGGACAUCGACCGCGGGACAGUGGAGCUGCGCCUUGGUGGAAACUACAUUCUUCGUAUCACUCAGCUAGACUUUGCCAACAUGACUGACCUGGUGGACCUGACUCUCUCCCGGAACACUAUCAGCUACAUACAGCCCUUUUCUUUUGGAGACCUGGAGACACUGCGCUCACUACAUCUGGACAACAACCGUCUGACAGAGCUUGGUCCAGAUGAUCUUCGAGGAUUGAUCAACCUUCAGCACCUCAUUGUCAACAAUAAUCAGCUGAGUCGAAUACAUGACAAGGCCUUUGAGGACAUGGCUCUUGCUUUGGAGGACUUGGACCUUUCUUAUAAUAACCUCAUGUCUCUGCCCUGGGACUCUGUUCGGCAGAUGAUCAACCUUCAUCAGCUGAGUGUAGACCAUAAUCUUCUGGACUACAUUCCAGAAGGAACUUUUAAGGACUUGGAGAGAUUAGCUAGACUGGACUUGACUUCUAAUCGUCUGCAGAAACUGCCUCCAGAUCCCAUCUUUGCCCGCGCUCAGGACUCCAUGAUCCUGACCACGCCCUUUGCUCCUCAGUUGUCCCUGAGUCUUGGAGGGAACCCUUUACAUUGCAACUGUGAACUUCUGUGGCUGAGAAGGCUGGACAGAGAUGAUGAUCUAGAAACCUGCGCCUCUCCACCUAAUCUGAAGGGGCGCUACUUUUGGAAUUUAAAAGAAGAGGAGUUCCUGUGUCAGCCUCCCUUAAUUUUGCAGCAUACUCACAGAAUGCUGGUUUUAGAAGGCCAGACUGCGAGUUUACGCUGUGAAGCCAGUGGGGACCCUGCCCCUAUCAUCCACUGGAUCGCUCCAGAUGACCGUCUCCUCGGAAACUCCUCCCGAACUGCUGUGUAUGCCAAUGGCACUCUGAGCAUCACCAUCACCACUUCCAAGGACUAUGGGACCUUUACUUGCAUCGCGGCCAAUGUGGCGGGGGAGUCCACAGCACCUGUUGAAGUGUCCAUUGUGCAGCUUCCACACCUUAGUAACGGCACCGGACAACCUGCACAACCCAAGUCCCGCCUCUCCGACAUCACAAGUACCACUAGGGUCAGCAAAGGGGCCCCGAAGAGCACUCCUGAGAAGGAGGUCAGUGUGUCAGAGGUGACAGGUGUGUCAGCGCUGGUCACCUGGACAGUCAGUAACACGGCCCCCAAAGUGAAGAUGUACCAGCUCCAGUACAACUGUUCUGAUGAUGAGGUGCUCAUCUACAGGAUGAUCCCUUCUUCUUCUCAGUCAUUUCUCCUCACCAAUCUGGUUUCUGGCACACGCUAUGAUCUAUGUGUGUUGGCAGCCUGGGAUGACACGGCCACCACGCUAACAGCAACCAAUGUAGUGGGUUGCACGAACUUCUUCACCCUGGAUGAGUAUCCGCAGUGCCAGGCCUUGCCCAGCCAGCUGCUAGGGGGCACCAUGAUCCUGGUGGUGGGAGGGGUCAUCGUGGCCACACUGCUGGUAUUCAUUGUGAUCCUCAUGGUGAGGUACAAAGCAGCAGAGAGCGAGCCCCUGGGGAAAAUGAGCGGUUUCACAGACAUGCACUCACAGACAAAUGGGGGGCGUUUGGGGCCAAAUGGGUUGCUUCUACCCCAAUCCCGGGCUCCAGAUCCCUCUGGCCCCAAGGAGAAAGUAGCGGUGGCACUUCGAGAUGAGGUGGUGCAGUUUAAAUGUGGGUCUCUGCAGAGUAGCCUCACAUCCUCAUCUUCCUCGUCCGGCUCCAUGCCCGGGUGCUCCAACAGCCCCAACAGCACACUGGCCCACAUCUGGAGGUCUGCGGCCCCUAAGCCCAGACACAACUUGGACCAUCUGCUUGGUGCCCUCACUGCUAUGGAGUUGCGUGGGGGGCAGCCUAGGGACGCUGUGGCUGUUGGUGGCACAUCUGUAAGAAUUAGUAACCCUAUAGAACAGGAACCGCUGCUUGGACGGACACUGGACUCCCGCCUCAGCAGACUACUCAUGCUGCCUCUGGAGCGGCCCAGGCGCAGUCAGUCCUUUGACAUGGGGGACACGGGUGCAGGCAACCGGCGCUCCAGCCGGCCACGUCGCAUUAGCCGCAUUUGGACUAAGAGGAGCAUGUCAGUGAAUGGCACGCUGCUCCAGAGUGAGGAUGAGGGAGACCCUGGGGGCAGUGGAAGCUCUCCUGACAGUGCUGACUGGGUCUUGGAAAGUACUGUGUAG